GUGACAGAACCCAGAACAUGCCGUAUGGAGACACUUAAAUGAAACGAAGGAUUUUUCAGUGUUGUGAGGGACAAAAACAUGCAAGCCUCAGACCCAGUCUCAGUCACAGACCUCAUCAGUAAAUAUUUCUCAGAGGGCCACACAUAUGAAGUGAUCCUUGAUUUUCUUACAACAAAGCACAAUAUUUGUAUAAGUCUGAGAACAUUAAAGAGGAGGCUAAAAGAUGCUGGACUGACCAGAAGGACAGACUAUACUCCCACUGACACUGUCAGUGACAUUGUUGCACAAGAACUGAGAGGCUCAGGCCAGCUUCUGGGUUACAGAGCCAUGUGGCAUACACUGCAACAAAAAUAUCACCUGACAGUUAAAAGAAAUGAUGUGAUGCACAUGCUCUCUAGACUAGAUCCAUGUGGUGUUCAGCUUCGCUGUAAACGCAGGUUUGUUCGAAGAGGAUACUUUGCAGAAGGACCGAAUCAAGUGUGGCAUGUGGAUGGAUAUGAUAAGCUGAAACCCUUUGGUGUUGCCAUUAGUGCCUGCAUUGAUGGAUUUUCAAGGAAAGUCAUGUGGCUCAGCUGUGUCAGCUCUAAUAAUGAUCCAGGGAUCAUUGCAAAAUAUUAUGUGGAGUGUGUAUCACAGUUUGGUCAAAUUCCAACAUGCCUUCGUACGGACUGUGGCACAGAAAAUGGCACAAUGGCAGCCAUUCACUGUGCAUUAAGAUCAGAGCAUAGAGAUGAAUUUGCAGGAGCCCGCAGUCAUAUGUAUGGCACCUCAGCUACAAACCAACAGAUCGAAAGUUGGUGGUCUUCUUUCAGAAAGCAAAGGACUCAGUUCUGGAUUGAACUCUUCACUGACCUGAGAGAGAGGCAACUUUUCAAUGGCAGUCAUGAGCAUAAAUGCCUUCUGCGCUAUGUCUUCAUGAAUGUCUUGCAAAAAGAGCUUGAUGAGUACAGACACCUCUGGAACAAUCACACCAUCACACCUGUGCGGCAGUCUUUGUGUCCAUCUGGUAAACCAGAAGCCAUGUAUCACCUUCCUCACAGGUAA
Molecule: messenger RNA, 1044 nt
Organism: Archocentrus centrarchus (flier cichlid)
Lineage: Eukaryota; Metazoa; Chordata; Actinopteri; Cichliformes; Cichlidae
Exons: 3
Coding region: 79-1044 (321 amino acids)
Molecular function (GO): nucleic acid binding
Source: RefSeq, a predicted model, not a curated record